Messenger RNA from Mus pahari (shrew mouse), 2746 nucleotides. Its product is annotated as protocadherin beta-6-like. Gene Ontology annotation, biological process: homophilic cell-cell adhesion. NCBI's taxonomy places the organism in Eukaryota, Metazoa, Chordata, Mammalia, Rodentia, Muridae. The coding region runs from base 210 to 2645 and encodes 811 amino acids. Gene Ontology annotation, cellular component: plasma membrane. Gene Ontology annotation, molecular function: calcium ion binding. The record is from RefSeq and is a predicted model, not a curated record. The transcript has a single exon.
GAACGCAUGGUGGCGGUGUAGGAUAAGAGAAUGAGUAAGAACCCUUUAGCGUCCUCAGACUCCAGUUCACCUAGAAGCUGAAGCAAAAAUACGGAACCAUUUGCUGCUGCAGCUAAGCAUUCCGGAGAAGAGGAGUCACCAGGAACCUGUAAGAUCAAAUCCACAAUUCCACAACAAAGGUUUUCGGGAAGGCCAAAGUUACCUCAGUGAUGAAGAGCUGGAAGGGAUUUUUCCUCUGGAAUCAGACAACAGAGAUGUCUCACACAAAAGUGUGGUGCAAGACAAGGCAAGUGAUGGUUUUGAUUGUAUCGAUGCUUUUGUGGGAGGUGGGUUCAGAAUCAAUCCAGUAUGCUAUGCUGGAGGAGACAGAAAGUGGCACGUUUGUGGCCAACCUGACUAAGGACUUGGGACUAAGGGUGGGAGAACUGGCUGCUCGGGAUGCUAGAGUGGUUUUCAAGGGGAACAGACAGUAUUUGCAGCUUGACCCUCAGACCCAGGAUUUGGUGCUUAAUGAAAACCUGGACCGGGAGGAACUGUGUGGCUCCACAGAGCCUUGUGUGCUGUCUUUCCGGGUGUUACUAAAAAAUCCUUUGCAGUUUUAUCAAGCUGAACUGAGAGUUAUAGAUAUAAAUGACCACGCCCCAGAGUUUCCUGCCAGAGAAAUGCUCCUUAAAAUAUCAGAAAUAGCUCCGCCUGGAAAGAUAUUCCCUUUGAAAAUGGCACAGGACUUAGACACUGGCAGCCACAGCAUUCAGAGCUACACUGUCAGUGAUAACCCUCACUUCCACGUGCUCACUCGCAAUCGCAGCGACGGCAAGAAGUUCCCUGAGCUAGUGUUGGACAAGGCUUUGGACCGUGAGAAGCAAGACCAGCUCAGACUAAAGCUCACUGCGGUGGAUGGUGGGUCUCCGCCCAGGUCAGGGACCACAGAGAUUCAAAUAUUAGUCUUAGAUAUAAAUGACAAUGCGCCGGAAUUUGCUCAGGAGCUCUAUGAGGUCCAAGUUCCUGAGAACAACCCCAUUGGCUCAUUGCUUAUUAUAGUUUCAGCAAGAGAUUUAGAUACAGGACCCUUCGGGGAGGUGUCUUAUGGACUGUCUCAAGAUGAAGAUGUUAACGAGCCUUUUGAAAUAAACACAAAGACAGGAGAAAUUCGACUGAAAAGCAGAUUGGAUUUUGAAACAUUCCAGUUUUACCAUGUGGAUGUUGAGGCCCUAGAUGGUGGUGGGCUAACAGGAAAAUGCUCCUUAGUCAUCCAAGUAUUGGACGUGAAUGAUAAUGCUCCGGAAGUGAUCCUGUCCUCACUCAACAGCCCCAUCCCUGAAAAUUUGCCAGGUAUCAUAGUGGCAGUAUUCAGUGUUUCAGAUGCGGACUCAGGAAAUAACCAGCAAGUUAUGUGUUCCAUAGAUGACAAUCUUCCAUUUCUUCUAAGACCAUCUAUGGAAAAUUUCUAUACUCUGGAAACAGAUGGGGCACUAGACAGAGAGAGCAGAUCUGAAUACAACAUCACCAUCACAGUCACCGACAUGGGCACACCUAGGCUCACAACCCAGCACACCAUAACAGUGCAGGUGUCUGACAUCAACGACAAUGCCCCUUCCUUCACCCAAACCUCCUACACCUUGUUCGUCCACGAGAACAACAGCCCCGCUCUGCACAUAGGCACCAUCAGUGCCACAGACUCAGACUCGGGCUCCAAUGCCCACAUCACCUAUUCACUGCUGCUGCCUCAGGACACACAGCUGGCCCUUGCCUCGCUGGUCUCCAUCAACGCAGACAACGGGCAACUGUUUGCACUCAGGGCUCUGGACUAUGAGGCCCUGCAGGCCUUCACGUUCCACGUGGAUGCCACAGACCAAGGCUCUCCCGCGCUCAGCAGCCAAGUGCUGGUGCGCGUGGUGGUUCUAGACGACAAUGACAAUGCACCCUUCGUGCUCUACCCAAUGCAGAACGCCUCUGCUCCCUGCACAGAGCUGCUGCCCAGGGCGGCAGAGCCCGGAUACCUGGUCACCAAGGUGGUGGCUGUGGAUCACGACUCUGGCCAGAAUGCCUGGCUGUCAUUCCAGCUGCUCAAGGCCACGGAGCCUGGACUGUUUAGUGUGUGGGCGCACAAUGGCGAGGUGCGCACCACCAGGCUGCUGAGCGAGAGAGAUGUGCCCAAGCACAGGCUGCUGCUGCUGGUCAAGGACAAUGGCGAUCCCAUGCGCUCUGCCAGUGUCACUCUUCAUGUGCUGCUGGUGGAUGGCUUCUCUCAGCCCUACCUACCUCUCCCCGAGGUCGCGCAGGACUCCAUAGAGGAUGCUGAAAAUGCGCUCACACUAUACCUGGUUAUUGCCUUAGCAUCUGUAUCUUCGCUUUUCCUCUUGUCUGUGGUGCUGUUUGUGGGGGUGAGGCUGUGCAAGAAGUUCAGGACGGCCUCUCUGGGUGGCUACUCUGUGCCUGAGGGACACUUUCCUGGCCAUCUGGUGGAUGUCAGCGGCGCUGGGACUCUUUCCCAGAGCUACCAGUAUGAGGUGUGUCUGAGAGGAGACACUGGGACUGGUGAGUUCAAGUUGCGAAAGGCAAUUAACCCCCACUUUCCUUCUGUGACAUCUGAGAGGAACACAGAGGAAAGUCCUACUCUUCGGAAUAGCUUCCUAUUCAUCUAAAUACUUUAGUAAACUAGUAAAUUCUGUUUAAACUUAGAAAUGUCUUUUAACCUAUAUCUGCAUGCAUUGACAGAAGCUUAUGUUCUUACUUUUUAUAAUAG